AGCACUCCAGUGUAUGAUAUAGCUCAGUGAUCGUGCUACCGUCACGGAUCGGGUAGUGACAGUGCUACCGGUACAGAUCGGGUAGUAACAGGUAGAGCUUUUUUUGGGUAGUAAUACAGGUAUUCGAAUGGGGCCGACAUCUUCGAAUGUUACUUCAGCCUGACUGGACCGUUCUAGAUAGUUUAUUGUUAUCUCGCUUCAAUCAGUCUGAGAAGUGCGUUCCGGAGACACUGUGGGAGAAAUGAGUUCCCUAACACGGAAAAGGUCCUACAAGAAGCUGCCUGUGUGGAUAGUAGAGGACCACCACCAUGUGGUAUACCAUAUCUACCGAGCCAUUGCAUCGAGACAUCUCCCUCUCAAAAACAUUAGGCUGGUUCAUUUGGACUCCCAUCCUGACCUGCUUAUCCCUGUCAACAUGCCUGCUGACACAGUGUUUGAUAAGGAGAAACUUCUCAGUGAGCUGAGUAUAGAAAACUGGAUAAUGCCUAUGGUGUAUGCUGGUCAUUUAAGCUGUGUGGUGUGGCUGCAUCCAUACUGGGCUCAGCAGAUCAAAGAAGGAGAGCACAUGAUUAAUGUUGGCAGAGACUCAUCUACAACCACCAUCAGGGUGACCAGUACAGAGAACUACUUCCUAAGUGAUGGUCUGUAUGUUUGUGACGAGCAGCUGGAGAACUCCAAACUUCUCAGACUGGAUGUAGUCAGAGUCAAUCCUGCCAAAACAAGCCAUUUGUCAGCUACAGCGCAUGAUGCAGAGAAGGACUCUGUGACACGUUUAGCUAAAAAUGCUCAUACAGAUCUGAGUUUGGACAGAGAACUCUCCUCAGUAACAACUGCGACACUGCUUCCAGCAGAGGGCAGCAACUGGCAGGGAGAGUUGAGCAGCAAUGGCACAGAUGUUGGAGAGGGAGAUGAAGAUAUAGGAUCCACCAGUUACGUUGUUGGGAGAUUGACUACAUUUCUGAGUGAAACAGUUCCAUACAUCCUGGACAUUGACUUGGAUUUUUUCUCCUGUAAAAACCCAUUUAAAGAAAUAUUCACCCAGGAAGAGUAUUCCAUCCUUAAGGAGCUCUACAACUUCCGAGAACCCAGCGUGGAUGCUGAUAAGGCAGAGCUGGAGGAGUGUCUAGAUCGUCGUAUACAUCAGUUAGAAGAUCUGGAGGCAGCAUUUGCUGAUCUGCUGGAGGAUGACGGAGAACAGACAGUUGCACGAUGGGCAGCUAACCCAGGCAUGUCUUCAUUAGCCCAACUGGUUUCCAGUUUGAAAGCAAGAAAUUCUUCACCCGACUAUGAAAUGGUUCACCAGGCAGGCCUCACCUGUGACUCAGUCGAGCUGCCGCACCACAUCAGCACUGAGGAGGAGAUUGAUAGACUGAUUUCUGCUGUGCAGCUUGUCCUGAAAGCUCUGCCCACACCCACUCUUGUGACUAUGUCCAGGUCCAGUCUAGACGAAUACUGCCCAGCUGAGCAGGUGGAUUCUGUCCAGAGCAGAGUUCUGGCUGUACUAGAGGAUCUGUAUGGUGACCUUGAUGUGCAUAAAGACUAUGAAAGCAGCAAUAAAGAUGCUCACGACUGCAAGCCGAGGACUUCAUAAACUAGAAUACAACUAGUUCCUCGUUUAUGUUGGGAUUGUUUUAACAAUUCUAACACAUUAGGGUCAAAUACAGCAUUUCAAAAAGUUAUUACUGUGAGUUGUGGGUUGUCAUUUCACCCUUUUUGUAUAUGUGCAGUUUUCGUAAUUUUGUUUACAAGUUUUAGACACAGACAAUUGCUGUCAUUUAAAGGACAUUUUGUACCCUUUAAAGUAAUUUUCUCUUAUUUACACGUUAUAUUGGUUUGAUCAGACUUCAUAAUCUGUAAUUUUCCAAGAGUCAGGAGCCCCAAAAUGGGAUUUGAUGGAUUUUUUUUUUCUUGCUAAAGUGCCAUGACAGUGUUAAACUUAUGGUUUAUGUUGUCUCUUCAUUUUAUUAUUUUUCUGGACACUGUAUAGAAUAGAUUUCUAUGCUCUGCUGCUCUUAAGGGUUUCUACCAGAGCUUAUUUCCACAGCAGCAAGAGGCAGAUAAAGGGAAGUUAGUUCCCACAGUCUUUCAUGUAAAGCCUCUCGUGGAUUAAGCAGUAUCCCUCUCACCACCAUUAGCCGAUAACAGAAAUCCAGAAGACCAAGGAGGUCCUACAUCCCCAUCACUAAAGCCUCUUCUAGUUCUGAUUGUUUGACACCUGAGAACUGCUGACUUACUUCAUGUGAAGACUGUCUAUGCAGUGGUCUACUGUCUGGUUUCCUGUUGGACAUUCUGACUGAAGCUACAUGCUUGUGUUUGGGUGCAACUGGUGCACCCUGCCUUAAAGAGUACAUUAAUAAAAAUAAGCAAAUACUGAUACAGGUUUUAAA
This is a messenger RNA of Fundulus heteroclitus (mummichog), 2387 nucleotides long. RefSeq names its product chromosome unknown C5orf22 homolog (gene cunh5orf22). Bases 242 to 1591 code for a protein of 449 amino acids. The record is from RefSeq and is a predicted model, not a curated record. NCBI's taxonomy places the organism in Eukaryota, Metazoa, Chordata, Actinopteri, Cyprinodontiformes, Fundulidae. The transcript has 10 exons.